AUGCGCAAGGUAAAUAUUCUACGGUUUGCACGUGGCAAGGACGACAUAUCACAUGGAAUCGGUUGGAUUAUGAAUAUCAUGUACCUAUCUAUUCAAAUUGGUUCUUCCAUUGCGCAACAGAGAUUAGUCAGCUCUGGCAUUUCAGUCAUCAAGAGGCUUGGAGGCAAAUAUGCGCCACGCGUACACCAAUUACUGUCGGGCAAUGCAAGAGCUCAUGUGGAACAAGGAGGGGGUCAAUAUGACGAGGACUGGGGAAAUUUUGGAAUACAACAAGAAAAAGAUAAAAUGAAGAGCUAUGUAAUGCAGGGAUGA
This is a messenger RNA of Penicillium angulare, 312 nucleotides long. RefSeq lists its product as uncharacterized. The record is from RefSeq and is a predicted model, not a curated record. Bases 1 to 312 code for a protein of 103 amino acids. The transcript is spliced from 2 exons. NCBI's taxonomy places the organism in Eukaryota, Fungi, Ascomycota, Eurotiomycetes, Eurotiales, Aspergillaceae.